This is a messenger RNA of Durusdinium trenchii, 612 nucleotides long. The record is from the annotation of a GenBank genome assembly. Lineage: Eukaryota; Dinophyceae; Suessiales; Symbiodiniaceae.
AUGGAGUCACAGGGCAAAAGGAUGAAGUACAAGCUCGCUCCGGGCACCCAGCCUAGCGGCCUCCAGUCGGGCACGGAAGAAGGUUGGAUCAGCACCCACCAGAAGGGUUAUCAUCGCUGUCUGACGUUGAGCAUCUCUGCGGGUUGGAGCUACAGGCACUGGCAGAUGGGACCCCACAAGGAUUGGAACGAUGCGUUUUCCAAGUACCGGACCCAGCUUGAGGAGAUCAAAGGAAUCCAGGAGGAGGUGAUGUGGCAAAAACUCGUGGAGCUUGACAAAGGCUCAUGCAUUUCGACGUGCAACUUCGAUGGGCGCAAUGGCUUGGUGGAAAAUCAUCGUUACACCCUGGUGCAUUGCGUUGAAGUGAAUGGCUUUAAACUGGUUGGAUUGCGAAAUCCUUGGGGGCAUACCGAAUGGAAAGGCGCAUGGAGUGACCAGAGUGAAGAGUGGGAAGCCCAUCCAGAGGUGAAAGAGGCAUUGAAAUUCACAUCUGAGGAUGAUGGUCUUUUUUGGAUGGACUUUGCUGACUUCUACACGAAAGCUGGCGAAGUUUGCUGCAAUGUGGCCCCAAAUCCUUUGCCACGUCAUGCCUCACUCGUGGUGCAUAGAUGA